Molecule: messenger RNA, 1720 nt
Organism: Phragmites australis (common reed)
Lineage: Eukaryota; Viridiplantae; Streptophyta; Magnoliopsida; Poales; Poaceae
Product: purple acid phosphatase 18
Exons: 5
Coding region: 90-1499 (469 amino acids)
Molecular function (GO): metal ion binding; acid phosphatase activity
Source: RefSeq, a predicted model, not a curated record
CAAGCUCACCCAGCAAUCAGAAAUCCAGAGACAACGGAAGACCUGAACCGGAUACCGUACUCCGCCGAGCAAGCAUCUAACACAAGACGAUGGAGAUCCGAGCUGGAACCCGCAGGAGCCCUCCCUCUCCCAUGGCGCCGCCGCCUCUGCUUCUCCUCCUGCUCCUCCUUCUCGCCGUAUCCUCCUGUGCCUCCGCCGCCGCCUCUACCGGAGCUCCGGUGGUGGGGGAGGACUACGUCCGGCCGCCGGCCCGGCGCCACCGCAAGGCCCUCCUCAGCCUCUUCCCGUGGAGCAAGAAGAAGGCCUCCUCCUCCUCUUCGGAUCCGCAGCAGGUGCACAUUUCACUAGCUGGAGAAAAGCACAUGAGAAUAACCUGGAUUACCGUUGACAACUCUGUCCCCUCUGUUGUGGACUAUGGAAUUAAAGCAGGUGCAUACACAUUCACAUCUCAAGGAGAAAGCACAUCCUAUAGUUAUUUAUUAUAUAGCUCAGGAAAGAUCCAUCAUGUUGUUAUUGGACCUCUUGAAGACAAUGCUAUUUAUUACUACCGAUGUGGAGGGCAAGGUCCAGAAUUCCAAUUUAAGACACCUCCCUCCCAAUAUCCAUUGUCAUUGGCUGUUGUUGGUGAUCUUGGGCAGACUAGUUGGACGACAUCAACCCUGAAUCACAUCAAACAGUGUGAACAUGAUAUGCUUUUACUCCCUGGUGAUCUCUCUUAUGCUGAUUAUAUGCAGCAUUUGUGGGAUUCUUUUGGCACGUUGGUGGAGCCACUUGCUAGCACCCGGCCUUGGAUGGUGACGGAAGGCAACCAUGAGAAGGAGCACAUUCCAUUUCUUGAGUCAGGAUUUCAAUCAUAUAAUGCACGAUGGAAAAUGCCUUUUGAAGAGAGUGGAUCCACAUCAAAUUUGUACUAUUCGUUUGAAGUUGCAGGGGCCCAUAUUAUAAUGCUAGGUUCGUACACAGAUUAUGAUGAAAGCUCAGAUCAGUAUGCUUGGUUCAAGGCUGAUCUUGCUAAGGUUGAUAGAAAGAGAACUCCAUGGCUCAUCGUAUUGCUGCAUGCGCCAUGGUACAAUAGCAAUUGGGCUCAUCAGGGUGAAGGUGACAGUAUGAUGGCUACAAUGGAGCCUUUGCUUUAUGCUGCUCAUGUGGAUAUGGUAAUAGCAGGUCAUGUGCAUGCUUAUGAACGCGCGGAACGAGUCUACAAUGGUAGACUUGAUCCUUGUGGAGCUGUUCACAUAACUAUUGGGGAUGGUGGAAACCGUGAAGGCUUGGCCCACAGGUACCGAAAUCCGAAACCAGCUUGGUCAGUCUUCAGGGAAGCAAGCUUUGGGCAUGGGGAGCUAAAGAUCCUGAACUCCACUCAUGCCCACUGGACUUGGCACAGGAAUGAUGACAAAGAACCAGUGAGAACGGAUGACGUGUGGAUAAACUCACUGGCUGGUUCUGGGUGCAUCCAGGACCACAGCCGUGAGUUACGGAAAGUUCUAAUGUCUCCUUGAGUGCCUGCCAUGUACUGUAUAUAUGUGUAUUACUUGGUGAACUUAAUCGAGAAAACGUUUUGCUGUAUAUUGUAGACUGGUUUAUCAAGAGAUUGUUGCUUGAGUACUCUUGUUGCUUCCAGGCAACAUUUCUGUAUGCUAGAUGUUGUAACAGACUGAAAAUAACAUUUCAGUAACGAGUGUGUGACAUAGUCACUGAAUGGAAGCAAGAAUGAAAGCAA